Pelmatolapia mariae (spotted tilapia) is the source of this 1269-nucleotide messenger RNA. It is a transcript of the gene dhrs12la, whose product is annotated as dehydrogenase/reductase 12-like a. The transcript is spliced from 10 exons. The record is from RefSeq and is a predicted model, not a curated record. NCBI's taxonomy places the organism in Eukaryota, Metazoa, Chordata, Actinopteri, Cichliformes, Cichlidae. The coding region runs from base 54 to 1016 and encodes 320 amino acids.
GUAAAAGCUGGAGAAGUGAGCGGCGCACAGCGAGAGGCUUCCAGAGCAGCAAGAUGUCUCUGUACCGCAACUCCGCCUGGUUCCUGAAGGGAGUGACUGAGUUCACCAGGAAUGCCUUCUUAUCAGCGUCUAAGCGGUUUGUGGAGAAGGACCUGGAGGUGUCUGUGGCUGGACGUUCCUUUAUGAUAACAGGAGCCAACAGUGGCAUCGGAAAAGCCACUGCCAUGGCCAUCGCCAAGAGAGGUGGAACGAUCCACAUGGUGUGCAGGAAUAAGGACAAAGCUGAGGAGGCAAGGGCUGAUAUUGUCAAGGAGACUGGAAAUAAAGAGGUCUAUGUUCAUAUCCUCGACCUGUCUGAGACCAGGAAGGUCUGGGAGUUUGCUGAGGGCUUUAAGAGGAAGUACAAGUCUCUCAAUGUACUGAUCAAUAAUGCGGGUGCCAUCAUGAGCCAGAGGGAUCUGAAUGCAGAGGGGCUUGAGAAAAGCUUUGCUACUAAUGUCCUGGGGGUUUACAUUCUCACCAAGAGUCUCAUUCCACUGCUGGAGAAGAGUGCGGACCCCAGAGUGAUCACAGUGUCAUCGGGUGGAAUGCUGGUGCAGAAGCUCAGGACAGGAAACCUGCAGUCUGAGAGAGGCCGCUACGACGGCACCAUGGUCUACGCCCAGCACAAAAGGCAGCAGGUGGUGAUGACAGAGCAGCUGGCAAAAACUCACACUAACAUCCACUUCUCCGUCAUGCAUCCUGGCUGGGUGGAUACUCCAGCGGUGGCCAAUGCUAUGCCAGACUUUCAUCAAUCCAUGAAGGACAGCCUGCGGACCCCAGAGCAGGGCGCCGACACAGUGGUGUGGCUGGCUGUCUCUGAGGCUGCUGUCAAAAACCCCAGUGGACGUUUCUAUCAGGACCGGAAGAUGGUGUCCACCCACCUGCCUUUGGCCUGGACCCACAGCUCCCCUCUGGAGGAACAAAAGUUAAUGUCUGUACUGGAGGACUUAGCCAAGACGUUUCAGUCACACUAAGUAGGCAGGAGACCAGUACAACACUAACGCAACAAGUUUACACCGACUGAGGCUGGGCUGAUUUCUUUUUCUUUCUUUUUUUUUAAACAAAACAGAUAAAGUUCCCCAGGUGAUGGACUAAGAAUGAAUCUUCUGUGCUCAUUUAAAGUGGCAGUGCUAUCUGUAGCCACUGGUUUUAAGUAGGAGUGUGAGUACUAAGAUGUAUUUGGGAAUCCCAGCCUCAUAAUGCCAAACUAAAGUCACAGAUGAUGAA